Messenger RNA from Drosophila serrata, 1364 nucleotides. It is a transcript of the gene p23, whose product is annotated as cytosolic prostaglandin E synthase. Gene Ontology annotation, cellular component: nucleus; cytosol. The record is from RefSeq and is a predicted model, not a curated record. Gene Ontology annotation, biological process: chaperone-mediated protein complex assembly; protein folding. NCBI's taxonomy places the organism in Eukaryota, Metazoa, Arthropoda, Insecta, Diptera, Drosophilidae. Gene Ontology annotation, molecular function: Hsp90 protein binding; protein-folding chaperone binding.
UCGAUGUUUCUCCACCACCUCUACUGUGCAUGACAAUUUUUAUUCAGCCGAAUUGCCUUUUUUGUAACGAAAACAGGCUGUCAGUCAGUAGUAAACCGGCUCAGAAAACUUUUAAGCAGCAUUUCGCAAGUAGCAACAAAAUGUCGGCAACAGCAGGAUCUAUUCCGCCUCCAGUUUCCUGGGCUCAGCGCAAUGACUUGGUCUACGUCAUUAUUGAUGUGGAGUGCAAGGACAUCGAACACAAAGUGACGGAAAACAGCUUCACCUUCAAGGGCGUUAACGUGCUGGAUGCGUCAAAGAAGUACGAGGUCACACUAAACUUUCUGCACGAGGUGGAUCCUGAAAAGGUCACCAGCAAGAAUAUUGGCCGCUGCUUAGAGUUCACAAUACCCAAGAAGGCGGCUGGCCCCUACUGGUCUUCCCUGACCACGGAUAAGACCAAAUUGCAUUUCCUGAAAGCCAACUUCGCCAAGUGGCGCGAUGAGUCCGACGAUGAGGAGGGUGGAGAUGCCAAGGACAACGGCAUGUUUGGAAAUUUCCUGAACAGCCCUGGUGGCGACUGGAACAACAAGUUCGACGACUUCAAUGUCGACGAAGAGGAAGAGGAUUCGGAUGACAACAUCCCCAGCCUAUCGCAGAAUGACGAGGAUGAGGAGGAGGGCGGCGAAGGCGACAAAAAGAAGCCUGCUGCUUAGAUGGUGUCUAGCAUUUUGGCGUAGUCAUAGCGUUGGCCGAGGCGCUUAUACCAUUAAGUCAACACGAACGCAACACUCUCCCUCUCCCACGCACUCAAGAAGAAAUCACCCAGCCACAUCGCCCAUCAAAACAUCCACACACGCAUGCGUACAUAAUACACUAUUCCAAUCGAAAAGAAAUCCACAUUUAAUUUAGAUGAAUAUACGUAUUCAGGGGAGCAAUGUUAACAAGAAAUAACACAAGGAACAAGAUGAAUUAGCGCCGACAAGGGAAACACAUAAGUUUUACGCUAGAAAUUAACAACCGGAGGAAAGCUACAACCAAUUCAUUGCAAUAAUCCUUUUGCAAUUUAUUAUUUUUGUUUCCUGUAAAUAAAGGAAAUUACAAUAAACAAAAUUUAAACCCAUACAGUAAACUUAAUUUUAACAAGGGUAGCCGACUUUUGGAAAUCGUAGUUUGUAAAAUUUGCUAAAGGUGAGAUAUUCCUCUAUUCUCAUACUAGAGGAUCGUUAUAUUUAUUUUUUGAUGAAAAACAACGUAGUCAAGUAAUCGAUCGUUAUAUUAAUUUUGAUGCACUUAUCCCUUUUAAUAAUAUUGAGAACAUUUUAGGAUUAUACACAAUAACUGUAACUGAAAAGUAACGUAAUCAAGUAAAUUAUCAUUUAAAA